AGAGGGACUGAUGAGACCGCGCUCUCGCUGCCAGUGAAGUAAUUAUACAUGCCGGCAGUCAAGGUGCGGUGGUCGCAGUGAACUUGAGAUAAAUUACAUGAAUGGAUUUGUUUCUCCAUUUGCAUCACUUCACCAUGACAACGGACUGAGUGGGAGCCUGCCAUGGAGAGGAAUAACACCACACAAACUCUGGAGCUGGGAGAAUGUGAGCACACACUGGACACCAGUGCGGCGCUGGACAACUGCACGGAUGCCGCCAGCGGGAACCUGUCUUUACGUUGCUGGCUGCAUUUGUUGACUAAGGAGUCUAGUUCAACUCUACAAGGUGAUGGGUCUAGUUUGGCUGUGCGUGUGAUGAUCGCCCUCAUUUAUUCAGUGGUGUGCGCUUUGGGACUUGUAGGCAACUCUCUGGCGCUGUACCUGCUGCAUUCGCGUUACCGGCAGAAGCAGUCUUCUAUCAACUGCUUUGUGAUGGGUCUGGCUCUAACUGACCUGCAGUUCGUCCUAACUCUGCCGUUCUGGGCCGUCGACACUGCAUUGGACUUCCGUUGGCCAUUCGGCAAAGUUAUGUGCAAAAUCAUCAGCUCGGUCACCACUAUGAACAUGUACGCCAGCGUUUUUUUCUUGACCGCCAUGAGCGUGGCCAGGUACUAUUCCAUUGUGUCCUCGUUGAAGAUGCACAGCCGCAGAGCGGCGGCGGCUGCGGCCAAAUGGAUCAGCUUGGGCAUUUGGGUCAUAUCCCUGAUAGCAACUCUUCCACAUGCGAUUUAUUCCACAAUAGCCCAAGUUGCGACAGACGAGGAGCUGUGCUUGGUCCGCUUCCCUGAGACGGGAAGCUGGGACCCGCAGUUGCUGCUAGGACUGUACCAGUUGCAAAAAGUCCUGCUUGGGUUUGUGAUCCCACUGGUGGUGAUUACCGUUUGCUAUCUCUUACUUUUAAGAAUCGUGCUGAGUCGUAGGAUUAGCGGCGUGGCUGGCUCUGAAAGUGAGCAGGGGCGGCACAAGCGACGCUCGAAGGUCACCAAAUCCGUUGUGAUCGUUGUCCUGUCGUUCUUCUUGUGCUGGUUGCCCAAUCAGGCCUUGACUCUGUGGGGCGUCCUUAUAAAGUUCGACCUGGUGCCCUUCAGCAAGGCCUUCUACAAUGCCCAGGCAUAUGCUUUCCCGCUGACUGUGUGCUUGGCCCACACAAACAGCUGCCUGAACCCUGUGCUCUAUUGUCUGAUCCGACGCGAAUUCCGGGCCGGACUCAAAGAGCUCCUGCUGAGGGCCACCCCGUCCUACCGAAGCCUUGCCCGGCUGCUCCCACGCAAGGCCAAAGUAGCCGAGGCACCUCCCGUACUGGUUCUCGUGCAGAUGGAUGUUUGAAAAAACGGAUCCUUCACGUUCAUCUUUGUUUUUGAUUGACAGGACGAAGCAGGCGUGAGGAACGUCCUUUGGGAGCUGCCCCACUUUUCCUUCCGCUCAUUCAGAAACACUUUUGCGCAUUUGUCUUUCUCUCUCAACUUCCACGUACCUUUUGACGCGCGACUGCUUUCACAUGCACCUCCGGUCAUCAGAGCGGCUAGGGAAUUCUGGACCCAUUCACCUUUGUUUGCUUUGGUGCAUAUUAGUAGGAUUUUUUUUCCCGAGACAGCCUUCAAGGGAGCGAUAAAUUAUCCAUGUGUGUUUUUCAGGCUUUGAAAAAAAAGAAGAAAAAAAUGUUGAGAUGUAGAGGGGUCUAGUCUUCUCUUUGUAUGAGAUAUAAAAAUAAGUAUGUGGGGGAUCACUGGUUAGUCCAUCCAUCAUUUAAUACACUGUCAGUUAUGAAUUCACUUGCAGUUGUGUAGAAUUUAAUGAAGUUUCUAACUCUGGUUUGUCUUUUGGUGUAUUUAUGUUGUGCAAAAGGCUAAACUAAUAAAAUACCUAAUUGUAGUUAACUUACAAAAUAACCAUUUUGUGAAUUACCAUUGACCAGUCAAACUGUGCAAGUGAUGAUUGUGAUCAUUUCCUUUCUGAUUUGAAAGAGAAAUUAUUUUCUUUUCUCUUUUCAAUUUCACACACAAAUAUGUGCUUCUAAAUGUGAUCCUGGACCACAAAACCAGUCAUAGGUUUCCAUUUUUUAAUGAAAUUGAGAUUUAUACAUCAUAUAAAGGCUGAAUAAAUAAGAUCCACUGAUGUACGGUUUGUUAGGAUAGGACAAUAUUUGGCUGAGAUCUGUCAAAUCUGUAAUCCGAGAGUGCACAAUUCAAAAUAUUGAGAAAAUCGCCUUUAAAGUUGUCCAAAUAAAGUUCUUAGCAAUGCAUAUUACUAAUCAAAAAUUAAGUUUUAAUAUAUUAUGGGGCAGGAAAUUUACAAAAUAUCUUAAUGGAACAUGAUCUUUACUUAAUAUCCCAGUGAUUUUUGGCAUAAAAGACAAAUCGAUAAUUUUGAACCAUACAAAUAUACCCGUGCUACCUACGACUGGUUUUGUGGUCCAGGGUCACAAAUCAGUUAAAUUAUUAUAAAAACACCACAACAGAAUACCAUAUUUGAGCUAUUAAGGUAUAGUUUACAAUAAAAAAAAAUCUAUUUACUCACCCUCAUAUCAUUUUAGAAAACACUAAAAGAGAUGUUUAGCAGAAUGUUCAAGCUGCUCUCUUUUUCAAACUGUAAACGACUGUUGACCAUGGUUAAAUAAGGGAAAAAGCAACGUAAAGCAUCAUAAAAUGUGUCCAUAAGCCUUUUUAAGUCAUAUCAAAAACUUUAAAUUUAAGUCAGUGCACAUUGAUAGUGCAUUGAAAAAAAGUUUUGAAAGACAUGAGGUGAAGCAAAUAACAAAGCCUUCUUAUGUACUAUAUCCUCAGGGACAUCAUCAAAAAAUACAGCUUUGGCAUCAAAUAUCUUUGUAGGAAUAUACUAUACAAUAAAUCGUUUUGGGACUCAAAUUCCCAUUCUUAAGCCAUCAAACAGAAUAAAAAAUUCAGUCUGAGAUAAUUAGUUAUAUGGGUUUAUUGACAACCAAAUAUAAGGCAGAGCUAAAGAGUGUUAGCUCCAUAUUGACAUUGUUUAUUUGUUUUUGUUUAUAUUUGCCAGUUAUUCUUUCGUCCUAAAUAUAUUCUUGCAUUAUUUCACAGUCAAUAUAUGUUACAGUGCUGUGGUAGGCUUUAUGGCUUUAGUGAUUUGGUACCAUCUAAUACACACAUCUAAUCUUGUACAUGCCUUGCACGCAGGGAGAAUAUCUUAUUGUAAAACGAUUUUAGCCUGGCAUCAUUAAUCAUUAGUCCUACAAUCUUUUGAAACUCUUCCAAGGACAUUGUUUCUCUGAUUGAACUUUUUCAGAUGAGAUAGGUUUGAUGGUUUGAGCCACUCUCAAUGGUUUAUCUUCUCAAUGACAAUGCCAGGUCAUGAUUUAAGAAGGACUGGGGCAAGCUGUCACACUUAUUACAGUGGACAUUUUUAUCAUUAUGGUGCAGAGGAAAAGACACCGUUCAUUAAACACAUACUGACCUUUUGAUUUAAAAUUUAAGGACACUAUAUUAAAACCGAAUUUUAAGAUAAAUAUAUACUAAAUAUCAUUUUGGUAUAUACAUAACAGUUACUUAGCACCAAAUAAAAAAAAACACGAUCAUAACUAUUGUCAUUGUCAAAUAUUAAUAAUAACCUGUACAUUUAUACCACUUCCAUGCAUGUGACAGCUUGCACCAACCUUAAUGAUUUGACCCUCAUUGUGGUGAAAACCCUCCUGUGACCGAUGGAUACUGUGGCUACAUGUUCAAUUAUUAAUCUAUGACUUGUUACCAUAAAUUAUUAUAUAAAGAGCUCAUAUCUGUAAGAGAGAAUCACCCCAGCUGUGAGAUUCUCUUUCUAGGUGUUCAGGGCAUGUAGAUGAGCUGUGCGAGAGACCAUUAAUGAGCCAAACUGAUUUAAAGAUCUGAAUCUGAACUGAACUGUGCUCUAUAAUUACUCGCGGUGACAUUUUGGCCCAAUGUCGGAGUCGGUGAUGUGCUUUGUUGUCAGUAUAUUGAAGCCCUUUGGGUGUGUUUUUGCUUGCUGAACUUACUUUAAUGUCUGUAUGAAGUGUUAUAAUAUAAUGUUGUUUGUAAAAAUAUAUAUUAUACUAACUAAAUUUGCAAAAAGCUCUUUUAGACCAAAAUAAAUCUUGCAUACAUUUUGAUAAAACAAGGUUUUAAAUGAUUUCUUAUGGUGUAAUUUACCUCAGUUUUACACAAAAAAAACUUUUUUUUAAAAAACGGUUUUAUAAACACAAAACUCCAGUCAUAUCAGCCUAAUAAAAAAGUCUCUUGUUGAUUAUGGCAAUCUCUAAAGUGAUGCGGGUAACAUGAUGCUAUAAUAUCUCUUGUUGC
Messenger RNA from Labeo rohita (rohu), 4322 nucleotides. It is a transcript of the gene rxfp3.2b, whose product is annotated as relaxin family peptide receptor 3.2b. Gene Ontology annotation, cellular component: membrane. The record is from RefSeq and is a predicted model, not a curated record. The coding region runs from base 163 to 1365 and encodes 400 amino acids. Gene Ontology annotation, molecular function: G protein-coupled receptor activity. NCBI's taxonomy places the organism in Eukaryota, Metazoa, Chordata, Actinopteri, Cypriniformes, Cyprinidae. The transcript has a single exon. Gene Ontology annotation, biological process: immune response; G protein-coupled receptor signaling pathway.